GUCUUCGUCAAAACUUCUAAGACAACAGUUCUAGACUUUGCCGCAAUAUUACUCCGAGACAACUCCACAUCCUGCCUUCAUUACUAGGUCGCAAGUGCCGCCGCCACAACCACUCGGUCGGGUCCUCCCCAUCAGCUCCCCAUCAGGACCCCCCCCCCAGACGUGUCUCUCCGUCUCCCCUUGCACAGACAAACUGAACACGCGCUUGACCCACCGGCACUAAGAUCGACAGCCGCUGCAGCACGGGAUGUGCACCCCACGGGAUUCCCCAGGGCGUAAACGGGAUGUCGCACAGCUCACGCCAAACCAGCGGCGAGCGCGAGACAGCGCUCCACAGUGCGCAUGGCACUCACAGGUUCAUAACCAUGUCGCCACAGAAUUCGGGGAGCUAUCACGGCGGGAAACCAGGGACCUUUAGAGUUGCGGCGCGGCGGAGGCUACACGUGCGCCCCACCUAAUGCCCGCGUUGUGAGCGCUAGGGCGAGCUCAUUUAGCUGGUUGUCGUCUUCCCUUGCAUACGGUGAUCAAGAAUAGGAGUAUAUAGCUUGUGUCCCUCGCGAGCGGCGCGUGAAAAAGAUGCUUGUGAAUUGGAGACAUUCUUAGUUGCAGACGGGUUGUACUAUCGACAACCAAAGCGAGGUUUAACUUGUUGAUUGAGCUUGUUCGGCUGUUGAUCUUAUUCGGCUUGUUGAGCUUGUCGAGGCUUUGUGGGGUUUGCGAGCCGACGACGGGAAGUGGAGCUCGGUGUCAGUCCUGUCACCACUGUCAGAGCUACAACAUCUCUCUCAACCAUGGAGGAGUCGAAGCCGCGGUUCACGGUGGCGUGGAUCAACAUCUUCUGCGCGAUCUUCUCAUGUCUUGGAGCUUUCAUUUUCGGCUUCGACAGCGGAAUCUUCAAUACAACUAUCGCUCAUGAGAGUUUUAAUAUCUAUAUGUUCGGGAGAACUACCGGUGAUGCAAUCUUGACAGGUGCCGUUGCUUCAACAUACACUGGCGGAACCGCUAUUGGCGGCUUGUUCUCGGGAUGGUCAGCCGGGAAGUUCGGACGCAAGAAGACGAUUAUCGGUGCAGCUGCCAUAGUCGCCUUUGGCACCACCCUUCAAACCGCUGCCCAGAAUUUGGGUAUGCUGAUAGCGGGCCGUGUCAUUGCGGGCCUCGCCGUGGGUAUUCUACUGUCCAUUGUUCCCGUCUAUAAUGCCGAAUUGGCUGUCCCACAGCACCGUGGGGUCAUUGUCGGUCUUUUUGCAGUCCUGGCUUCAUUUGGUGUUGUAUGCGCCAAUUGGAUCGGGUAUGGCUGCCAAUUCGCACAUGGAGAUGCACAAUGGAGGAUCCCACUUGGGUGCCAAAUCCCCACUGCGGUUAUCCUUGCUCUCGGUGGUUUCUUUUUGCCAGAAUCGCCUCGCUGGUUGAUUGAACAAAACCGAAGCCAUGAAGCACAUAAGAUCAUGACUCGCAUCCAUGGUGGAUUAGGAGAAGACUUUGUUUCGCGGGAGUUCACGCAAAUGCAUGAGCAGAUCAUCGCCGAAAGGGAAGCCAAUCAAUCCCGUUGGAUCGACUGCUUUACUACGCCGUCUGCCCGUAGAAGAAUGUGGAUUGGUAUCUUUGUGAAUAUCUUCAAUAAUCUUGGGGGCACACCGGUUAUAAGUAACUACCAGUCUAGACUGUUUAAAGAGAUCGGCUUCACGGGCACAAAGACUUUGUUUUUAUCGGGGUGUUACGGUUUGGCUGGGUUUGCAGGUGUUAUUACCAAUAUAACAUUGGUCGCUGAUCGGAUGGGCCGUAAAGACUCGAUGUGGAUCGGAGCUAUUGUCCUCGUGGUUGAUCUGGUGGUCCUAAUGCCCCUCACCAAAAUAUACACCGGCUCCGAGAAUCAAGCCGGCAAAGCAGCUGCUGUGACUUUUAUCUUCCUCCAUUCAUAUCCCUACUCUGUCUUUAUGUACGGCACCGUAUGGGUCUACACGGCGGAGAUGUUCCCAACACGGCUGCGUGCCAAGGGUGUCGCCAUAUGCACCUUCUGGGGCCAGGCCUUCAACAUCCUACUCCAGCAGAUCGGACUUAGGGUCUUUGAGGAGAUAGGAUAUCUCUUCUAUAUUGUCUUCAUUGUAUGCACGAGCUUAGCAGCGGUAGUGUACUACUUCUUCCUGCCCGAGACGAAGGGGGCGACUCUAGAGGAUAUCUCGCGUUUCUUCGGAGACCCAGUCGUGGCCACGAUAAGCGAGAGCCAGACGCGCAUAGCGAAGGUUUUAAAUGAGGUCGAUGGACUUGCAGAUGCGGGCGAUGAGAGUGGAGAGCGUGGCGGGAAGGGCGGGGAGGUUCUGAUUGACGAGAAACGAGGUUAGAACUGUAAUUAGAUAGUCUGCAUUGAUCGGGCUGCCAUUUUGGGCCGGUCCAUACCUGGUUCAAUAGUUAUGGAUAUAUGUAG
Molecule: messenger RNA, 2422 nt
Organism: Pseudogymnoascus verrucosus
Lineage: Eukaryota; Fungi; Ascomycota; Leotiomycetes; Thelebolales; Thelebolaceae
Exons: 7
Coding region: 792-2339 (515 amino acids)
Biological process (GO): carbohydrate transport; transmembrane transport
Cellular component (GO): membrane
Molecular function (GO): carbohydrate:proton symporter activity
Source: RefSeq, a predicted model, not a curated record